AUGGCCAGUAACUCGCAGCCCCAGCAGCCGCCGGCGCCGCCGCCUCCUCCGCCCCAGCCCCAGCCGCCGCCGCCGCCUGGCCCGGGCCCGGGAGCGGGGACCGGAGCUGGAAGCGGCCCGGGCCCUGGAAGCGGGAGCGGGGCUGCAGCCGCAGCCGGCGGCGGCGGCGGCGGCGGCGGCGGCGGCGGCGUUGGCGGCGGAAAAGCCGCCGGUGGAGGAGGAGGAGGAGGAGGAGGCGGCGGCGGCGGCGGCGGCGCGGGAGACCCUCAGCUCGUAGCCAUGAUUGUCAAUCACCUCAAGAGUCAGGGGCUCUUCGACCAGUUCCGCAGGGACUGCCUGGCCGACGUGGACACCAAGCCUGCCUAUCAGAAUCUGAGACAACGUGUGGACAACUUUGUUUCAAAUCAUUUAGCAACUCAUACAUGGAGUCCCCACCUCAAUAAGAACCAGUUAAGAAACAAUAUUAGACAGCAAGUUCUCAAGUCAGGAAUGUUGGAGUCUGGUAUUGACCGAAUUAUUUCUCAGGUUGUGGAUCCAAAAAUCAACCAUACAUUCAGACCUCAGGUGGAAAAAGCUGUUCAUGAAUUUUUGGCCACAUUAAAUCAUAAAGAGGAGACAAGUACCAGCACAACUCCAGAUGACGAAAAACCAGAUUCUUCCAUCAUAAUGCAAGGCGUUCCUACUGCUGGGUCCAGUGCUAACGUAGCUAACGAUGCCAUGUCCAUUUUGGAAACUAUAAGUUCUCUUAAUCAAGAAGCAAAUGCUGCCAGGGCAUCAACAGAAACUACAAAUCCCAAGACCACUGAAAGAACAUCAAAAAGACUUCUAUCUCAGCCAAGCAUGGAUGCUGGCCCUGAUCGAGAGAGAAACACAGAAGACAUAACAGACAAAGACAAAUGCCUCUCUGACCCAUUCAUUGAAGGACUUGAAACAGUCUCAAAGUCAGAAGACUUAAAUGAUCUCCCUAGUCCAGUUGAAGAAAUAAAAAAUCCCAUAAAGGACAACAGUAGUUUGAUUCUACCAAACAAAGACUUCCUACAGGAAAAUAGUGACCAAAAAAAUAAACUAAUAGACAAAGGGGAAAAGAAACCAGAUAGCAAUGAGAAGAGUGAAAGAAAAAAAGAAAAGAAAGAAAAAACUGAUAAGAAAUAUGACCAUUCUAAAAGAAAUGAAGAUAUACAGAAAACAAAGGAUGAAAAGCAGUUAAAAGAAAAAGAAGUAGAAUGUGCAAAACAGCUACCCUCAGAGAGGAACAGUAAUAAACUUAAGACAUUUGAUGGAACAAAAGAAGAUUGUUCUUUGAUAGAUUCAGAUGUGGAUGGGCUUACAGAUAUUACAGUUAGCUCUGUCCAUACCAGUGAUCUCUCAUCGUUUGAAGAAGAAAGUGAAGAAGAUGCUAUAGUUUCAGAUAGCACUGAAGAAGGAGAGAUUACAUCUGAUGAUGAAGAAAGAGAGACUAAAAAUAAAGCAAAGCCUCAGGUUAGUGAGCCUGGCGAAGGAAAAGCAAAAACUGUCCGGCAUACUUAUGUGCACCGGCCUUAUCUCUACUCCAAGUAUUACAGUGAUUCAGAUGAUGAGCUGACCGUAGAGCAGCAUCGGCAGUCUGUUGCCAGAGAGAAAGAAGAAAGACUUUUAAGGAGACAGGUUAACAGGGAGAGACUUGAAGAAAAACGUAAGCAGAAAGCUGCAGAAAAAACAAAAUCUUCAAAAACCAAGAGUCAAGGCAAAAGUAGUAUGGACUUGGACGAGUCAUCUGGAAAAAAUGUGGAAUCCAAAACUACCAGAACUAAAGAAGUACUUAAAGAGCGAAAAGUUUUAGAAAAAAAAGUAGCUCUAAGUAAAAAACGAAAGAAAGAUACAAGGCAUACUGAUGACAAUUCUAAAAAGAAGAAUUCUGAAGAAGACCCCAGAGAAGCACUAAAAACAAAUGAGCAUUGUGAAAAGGUAUCCUCUUCAAAGGAUUUGAAGCACAUUUAUACAAAAAGUGACCCAAGCAAACCUGCCCGGAGACUUUCUGAGUCAUUACAUUCAGCUGAUGAAAACAAAAAUGAAUCCAAAAUGGAAAAGGAACAGAAAAGACGGAUGUCUACCUCCUUUCCAGUGGAAGGAACACAGCAAGACACUGACAUAAGAGAUGCUAAAAAACAUUUGGAAAAAUCAGAGGUGAAUGUUGAAGAAAUUCAGAAGCAAAAGAUUACACCUAAAAAUGAAAAGCAUCUUAAGAAAGAUGAUUCCGAAACACAACAUUUAAAAAAUAUACCCAAGAAGGAAGUGAGAUCAAACAGAGAAAAAACUGAAAAGGAGAAAACUCUAUCAGAAGAUAAAUUAUCUACAAAACAUAAAUAUAAAGUAGACAUUCUACAUAAAACAAGUGAUGAGACUGAACUCCAUGCUUCUGAGAAAGUCUUGAAAGGAGAUGAAAGUUUUCAAAAGCAAAGUCAACAACCAAAGGUUUCUUCUGAUGAUAAAUCUGACAAAAAAAGCAAACAUAAAAAUGAACGGAAAAUAUCAGUAUUUAGCAAAGAUGGAAAAACAGUUUCUGAAUAUACUAUAAAAACUGAUGAAACUGUACGUAAAGAAAAUAGCAAAAAAGAUAGACAUAUUUCAGCUGAAAAAGUUAAAUCAGAACACAAGUCAAGAAGAUCAAGUGAUUCUAAAGUUCAGAAAGACUCUCAAAGUUCCAAACAGCACAAUUACACAAGUCAGAAGAAAAAUGAAAAUUAUUCAGACGAUAAAUGUGAUAUGGAAUCAACUAAUUCAGAUAGUAAUUUGAAAACAGAAGACAUUGUUCACAAGGAGCGAAGAAGAACAAAGAGCUUAGUUGAAGAUAGAUUUUUAUUAAAGUCUAAAUCAAAAAGUCAUAACAAGCCAUCGAAAGCAAAUGAAACAGAAUUACAAGAAAGUGUCACAAAACAAGCUACUCAGAAGACUGAAAAAGAAAAAAUCUUAGACGAAAGCGACACCGAUAAACAACGUAAACCCAAAAGUGAUGAUAAAGUUCUAGAGGAAACUAGUGUUGACUCUGAACUUGAAAGCACUUCCUCAUCUACACUUGGCUCACUGAAAGAUGCUAGUCACAAAAUUAAAUUCCCACUGGGAGAAAAGGCAUUCACAAAAGAAAAACAUAAGAGUGAUAAAGAGUUGAGUUCUAGGCUUGAAAGGAAAUUAUCAGAAGGUCACAAAAGUAAGAGUUCAAAGCAUAGUAGUAAGGAAAUUAAAAAGAGGGAAGAAAACAAGUCAGAUGAGAAGGAUGGUAAAGAAAUUGAAAAUAAUCAUGAAAAGGCUAAGAGCAAUAGUUUAGUCAUGGAAAAGAAAUUUAGUAGAAGGCUAUGUGAAAGUCGAAGAGGAAGUUUAUCAUCACAAGAAUCAACCAAAGGAGAGGAAAAGUUAUCAACAGACAAUAUUCCCUCUCUUCAGAAACCACGAAAGAGUGGUGAUAACUUAUUAAUUCCUGGGCAAGAGCCAAUGGAAGUUGAUACAGAGCAAAUCUUUGUAAAUGUUCUUGAAGUCUCUAAAACCCAAGAUAAAAGCAGCAUUAGCUCAGGGCAAGAAAUUGGAUCUGAAAACAUUGUAAAACUUAAAACUUCACCCCUAGUUCCAAGUGAUGAAUUAAGAACCAUUGCAAGUGAUCUAAAAUCAGUAGAUUCCACCUUUAAAUCUGAACAUCAGUCAACAUCUGGCAGUAAUUCUGAAAAGAAUAUUGAACAUGAAAAUACCCUUGCUAAGAAAAUAAAUAUUCCAGGACUUGUAUCCAAGCAAAAUUCUGAAGAGAGAGAUUCCAUUCAGCAAGAAGCACAUCAAGGGGGUAAAGACCCUGAAAUCAGUCAUGGAAUUUUGCAAAAUGUCCCUUCAGAGAAUGAUGACACGCAGAAGAAUUUUACAAGCAUAACCAAACCCAGUGAGGAAAGUGUUUCUCCAUUACUCAGUUCUCCCACUAAAGGAGAACCAACCCUUAAACAUUCCAUAAACACAAACUCCUCACAGUGCUUAGUUUCUACAGCUGGUGUACCUGAAGAAGACUUUCAUAAUUUAGAUAGAAGUUCUUUAGCUGAGGAAAGAACUGUUUUGGAAUUUGAAACAGCAAACACUUCAUACAUAAGCCACUCUGCUGUCUUGGGGACAAGUUUGAAUAUGAAGGAAUCUGAAACCACUGAGUUGAGCAGCAGCAACAUGGAACAUGAUCACAGUUCUUUCACAAGUCAGCCAACAAGAGAAAACAGUGCUACCAUUGAAAACAUUAAAGAAAGUGAUCAGGGAACUACAUUAGACAGUGAACAAGAAAAAGAAGAGCAUAAAGUAUCUCAAGAUAACUUGAAAACUGACAUGAUUCUAAGCAAUGAGGAUGUUAACACAACAGAAUUUGUCUUGACAAAAGUAACUGAUGAGGGAAAUGACGGUAUAAUUGUAGACACUAGUUUAGAACAGGAUAUGAAUGCUGUUGUAGAUACUGGCAAGAAAGAAGAAUGUGAUGCUGAUUUUAUAAUAGAGCCUACUAUAGAAAAAGAUGCUAUAAGUGUUAAAGCUACAGAAAAUACGAACAUAAACACUCUAAUUAUGAGAAGAGUAGAAGAAGCAGAAAAUGUGGUAACUGAUGUUAAAGGAAGGAAUGAAAAUAGUGAGGUGGGCACCAGUGCAGGAGGUAAUGAAUUCAUUCCUCUACACCAAAGAAAAGAAACAACUAAAAUCACUAUAGUAGGGAUUAAUAAAGUGGAAAAGGUUGCUGUUGCCACCAGUACUGAAGAAAAAGAUGAAGCAGUUACCAUAGACUCAGUAAAGGCAGGUGAUGCUACAGCAACUUCCACAGGCAGAGAAGAAAGUGAGGUCACUGUAUUUUGUACAAGUAUUGAGGCAGAUGAAGGCUUUGUAACAGAUAUAUGCACUGCAGAUAAUCGUGUUCCUAUUGGAACAGAAGCUAAUGAAUGUACUGUUGUUGCAGCAGCUGAAGAGGGUGGUGGUGUCACUGAAGGAUUUGCUGAAAGUGAAACUUUACUCACUAGUACCAAGGAAGGAGAAAGUGGAGAAUGCACGGAUGCAGAAGAAAGAGAUAAAGACUCUGAUAGAGCUCAUACAGUAAAAAUGAAGGUUAAUGUAAAUAAUGCUGAGACAGAAGAGAAAGAUGAUGCUGUUACAAGUGCAGGCUCUGAAGAGAAACGUAAUGGUUCCUCAAGCAGAAAUUCAGGAGUAGUUGAAGGUACUGUUACUUGUAUAAGUGAAGUAGAAAGUGAUGGAGCUGUAACAAGUGCAGGCACAGAAGUAACAGAAGGAUCUUUAAGUAGUCAAGAUGUAGAUGAAUUCCAGAGAAAUAUGAUCAGAACAGGUCCCCAAAAAGAAACUGAAGGUACUGUGACAUGUACAGGACUGGAAGGAAGAAGUGAUAACUUCAUUAUUUGCUCAGUGACUGAUGCAGAGGCACAGGAAGAGAGUAUGGUUACUGGUGCUGGUGUAACAGCAGUAGAUACUGAUGCCACAACUGGUGUAAGUGUCAACCAAGAAGGUGAAGAUUCUGUAAAUGAUGGUACAGAAGGUGAAAGUGCAGUCACUAGCACAGGAAUAACAGAAGAAGGAGAGGGGGCAGCAAGUUGUACAGGAUCUGAAGAUAGCAGUGAAGGCUUCCCAAUAAGCUCUGAAUCAGAAGAAAAUGGAGAGAGUACAAUGGAUAGCACAGUGGCCAAAGAAGUCACUAAUAUCACACUAAUUGCUGUUGGUCCAUGUGAUGAUGAGGGCAUUGUGACCAGCACAGGUGCAAAAGAAGAAGAUGAAGAGGAUGAGGGUGUUGUUACUAGUACAGGCAGAGGAAAUGAAGUUGGGAACACUUUAACUUGCACAGGAAUAGAGGAAGAGGUUGAAGGUGCACUGACUUGUCUAAGUGCCGAAGAAGGUGAGAACUUGAUGAUCUGUACUGUUAUUGAGCAUGUUGAAGCUGAAGCAGGCAUGGCUGUCAUAAAUACAAAUGACAGUGGGGUGGAUAGUAUGACUAGUGCAGAAAAAGAAAUGAACCAUGGAAUGAUCUACUCUAGUGCAAAGGAGAUUGUUGAAAGCAGUGUGACCAGUGCAAUUUCAGAAAAGGCAGACAUGGCACUAAUCCCAAUGGAUACAGAAGAAUGUGAUGGUCCCAUGACCAGCGCAGCUAUAAAUAAUGAUAGUCAGCUUACUGGUGAAGAAAAAGAUGAAGAUGCCACAAUUUCCACUGGUGUAAUUGAAAGUGAUGAGGUUUUAGUAUCUGAAGCAGUCCCAGAAUAUGAAGUUGAGCACAUUCUUCCAGCAAGUGAAAAUGACGAUGAUCUUUCCACUGUGGCCAGUGAGAAUAACAAAAAUCAGAGUAUUUGUGCUGGCAGCGAAAGCAAGACUAAAGGUUUGAUGAUUUCUACCAGCACUUCAGAUGAAUAUUGUAUCCCUUUACUAAGUACAAUUGCAGAAGAUAAUGAAAGUCAUUGUAGUACAGCAAGAAUCAAAGAAAAUGAUGGGAUUGUUGUAGAACUUGAAGAAUUUGAAGCACCAAUGCCCAGUGCAGUUAUAGAAGAUCAAAGUCAGCUUUCUGCUUCAGGAAAAGCAGAAAAGGAUGAGUGUGCUAUGAUUUCUACAAGCAUAGUGGAGGAGUUUGAUGCACCUAUGUCCAGUGCGGCUAUAGAAAAUUAUGAGGUUCAGCACCCUAUUGCCACAACUGAAGAAAGAAACGAAAACAUCAUCUCUGUAGCUGCUGAAGAUUAUGAGGCACCGAUGUCCAGUGCAACCACAGAACUUGAAAGGCAGCUUGCUUCUACUAGCAAAGAUGAAAAAGAUGAAUGUGCACUAAUCUCUACAAGUAUAACAGAAGAAUGUGAGGGGCCUGUUUCUAGUGAGGUUGUUGAAAGAGAAAAUGAACAUCCUGCCACAAUAAUAGAAGAAAAAGAUGGGAAUGCUCUAAUCUCUACCAGUUCAGGGGAAGAUUGUGAGGGACCAGUGUCUAGUGCAGUUCCAGAGAACAAAGAUCAUCCCCCUGCCCAUACAGUGGAAGAAAUCAAUGAAACUUCCAUGAUCUCUACCAGCACUACAGAAGAAUGUGAGGUAGUCAUGACCAGCACAGUCCCACAGAAUGAGGAUAGACUUACUCCCACAAUAGCAGAAGAAAUAAAUGAUGGUGCCAUCAUCUCCACAAGCACAACCGAGGAAUACAUAGUGGUUGUGACUAGCCUAGACAAACAGGAGAUGAAUCAACCUGCUGCAAUAGGUGCUGAAGAAAAUGAGAGCUCUUUUGUGGUAUCACCUGAAAAAGUAAGAGAAUUUGAAGAUCCCAUGCCAAGCAUAGGUGCUGAAAAUGAUGACUCUCAAAGUCCUAGGCCAGUUGUAAAAGAAAAAGAGACUAGCACAGUGAUACCAAUAAACUCUAUAGACGAAUAUGAAGGUUCUUCAGAUAACGAGUUCACACAAGAAGAAAAAAAUAAUAGCUCCUUCAGCACUGUAAAUAUAGAAGACAAAAGCAUUCAUGAUGCAGAAAAGGAAGUUGGAAAUGGUGCUGCCACAAGCAGUUCAAUAAGGAAUACUUCAGCCGUUACUACAGAAACAAUUCAGAACUCACUGGUGAAUCAGAGCAGAAAUAAAGAAAUGUCUGAGGAUGUGACUAAAGACUCUGUAGUCAGUAUUUGGUCUUCUGCAGCAGUAAAUGUCAGUCCUGAAAAAGCUGAAGAUGUGCCAGAUGCCAAAGAAGUAACAGCAAAGCUUUCUGGUAUUCCUUUGGAGGAAGUAAAGCAUAGUGACUACUUGAAAACUGAAAACCCUGAGUGUAUUAGCGACCUAGGGUCAGAAAUUAUUUUUUCUAAACCCAUGAUUUCUCCUUGUGGUGAACAGGCCUCUCUAUUAGCCCCUAAAUGGAAUAACAACGUAACUAUAAAUAAUAAUCACAAUGCUGAACUAAUUUUUGAAGCUACAGUAGAAAAAAAUAGUGACCAUGAUGGCAUAAAGAACUUAGUUGAGGUGGAAGAAAACCUUGGAAUUAACAUUUCUUCUAUAGAAGAUGUGAAUGAUGCAGGCAGUAGAGAGACUCUACCAAAUGUUUUGGAAGGAUUAGAACAGAAAACUAACUUGGAAACUGAGAUUACUGUGCUUUCAGAAGAGGAGAAAAAUCAGUAUAUUUCAAAAAUACCAGAAGGCCUUGAUGGAGAAGGAGAAAGUGGAAUAGUUGAACCACAGAAAAUUACAGCAUUGGAAAAUAAGUCAACAAAUGUAAACAACUCAGACUUGGAAACAAAUGAAGACAUUCACAGUUGCAAGGAAAGGAAAACAAAGUUUUCAGAAAGCACUGAUGAAGUAAAAGAUAGACCUACCAAUGAAAAGGACAUCUUGGAAGCUGUACAAAGUCAGACCAUUGAAGUGAAAGCUCAAGAAGAGGUAGAAUUUCCUUGCCAAGAAGAUGGAAAUAAUAUACCUAGAAGAAAAAGGAAAAAACAUUCUUCCUUUUCAGAAGAUGAACUAGAUGAUAGCCUGGACUCAAGCAAAGAAGUGGUACAGAGUCAGUGUUCUGAAACAAAACCACAAGUUAUAAAGGAAGAGAGUUCUGAAGGUGCAGAAGAAAUAUGCCAAGAAAGUAUUAAAAAUACUGCUUCAAGGCCUAUGGCAGAAAAGGGCGAACAUAGUAGCAAGGAAGCUAAUGACAAAAAGGCAAAGGAGGAAAAAGAAGAGGACAGUGUAAAAUCUCCAGAGGAAGACCAUCCUGUAAUAGUUAAAAGGAAAAGAGGAAGACCUCGUAAAUACCCUAUAGAAGCAACAGUAAAAAUUAAAGAGGACUCCAAAACAGAUACUGAUACUGUAAGUAUACAACAGUCUCCACCGAGGGACAAAGUGAAGAUUGAUCAGAUGGAUGACUCUAAUAAAGAGAUAGCAAAUGAAGAAGUGAAUUUGGCCAAUGACAUUAGAGAAGAGAAAAUGGUAGCAAUUAUGCGUCGAAGAGGAAGAAAGCCCAAGCGCUCUUUCACAGGAUUAGAAGAAACUGCAGAAACAUCAGAGCCAGAAAGAAAACGUCGGAAAUCAAUGUCUGAAGCAGUUGAGGACAAGAAGGACCAAGAGUCUGAGGAGGAAGAGGAGGAGGAGGAGGAAGAUGAGGAUGAAAAGUAUUCAAGAGCCACAACCAGAUCUACUGCAAGAUUGGAAGCUCAAAGAAAACAGCCAAGCAAGCCAGCUACACGUGCCACUUCCAAACUUGGCAGCCCAGAAACAUUUUCUCCUAGAAAUCGCCAAAAAUUAGCAAAAGAGAAGUUGUCCACCAGGGAAAAAGUUAGUAAAUCUCCCCCAUUAGGAAGAUCGAAAGCACAGCUUUCCCCUCCUGCCAAGCGCAAGAGAGAGGCCAGCCCACCAGUGGUCCGAACAAGAGGUCAGCAGAAAGUGGAAGAAGCACCAGGGAAAAAAGCAAAACGGUCAUACUGAGCAUUUUCUCUCCUGGUUUGAAAAAGUGGUAAGAGAGGCACUUCUCAAGGCAUCCACUUUUUCAAAAGGAAGAAGACACACAUGUGCUGUACAUUACCAGAUGCAAGCUUUGUCUUAUUAUGUUUUGAACAGCUUUACAAAACUCUUGUUUAUAGGAGAUAUGUACAUUUAUUUCAGAUAAAGGAAAAUAAGUUUACUUUGUAUCUGAAGUUAAAACAAAGUAGUUGUAUAUUUUAACAUUCAAAGUUGGGAUUUCCCAAUGUGACAGACAUCGCAAAUGCAAAAGCUUCCAACCCACCCGGCACCUGGCUGCCUCCUGAUAAUCUUUGUACAGUAUAUAAACAUGUAAAAAUAGGUUGUAUUUUACUCUAUGUAUGAUGCUACUCAAUGAUGAACACUUUAUUUAUUUUACAGAGAAGACUUAUCUGUGAACUUUACUAUAUAUCUCUGUUUAUUUUUAUUUUAUUCUUUUUUUUUUUUUAAUAAAAACAGGUUUUAAAUGCUAUGCACUCAUCAGUAGGAAUUGUUUCAGGCCUCUGCCCUGAACUUACCUGAAUAUAGUGUGGCAGGAGGUAAAGAAUUAUUUCGCAUGUAUUCAAGUAAGUAGAUUAGUUAAAGAAAGGGACUCAGUUGUUUUUCUGUUCACAGUUGUGACUAUGUUAAAGGAACUGUAACUUGUUUUUAAAAUACAUUCACAUAUGUGACUUUAUUAUUAACCUAAAUGAAGUAAAAAUAGUUCUAGUUUAGGAAAAUUCAUGCCAUCUUCAGUGGAAAUUUUUCCAGUUGAGAUUCAACCCAACUACUCUGUGUUGUUUCGAAGCUUACCUUAUUCUUUCAGUAUUUGUCCUUUUCGAUGAAGAGAGAUCCAUUGAAGAUGAAAAAAACAUUUCUUCUUAUAUCUAUAGAGUUUGGCAUUUUAUGUUCUGUUUUAUACACAGGUAUUUCAGAAUAAAACCUGGUCUUAUGGCCAGAGCCUUUUUUUAACAUGUUUUAACUCCCAUAAGAACAAACUGUCCAAGCUAAGUUUUUCAUAAGAUUAAACUUUUCUUAAGAUCAAAUUUGUCUCUUGCAAUGAUGUAAUAAGUUGCCAAAUAAUCUGAGAUUAUUUUACAAUGUUGUGUUCAUAUUCUUAUGUUUUAUAAUUAAAAUUUACAUUCU
Vombatus ursinus (common wombat) is the source of this 10554-nucleotide messenger RNA. It is a transcript of the gene BOD1L1, whose product is annotated as biorientation of chromosomes in cell division 1 like 1. The transcript has 27 exons. The coding region runs from base 1 to 9396 and encodes 3131 amino acids. The record is from RefSeq and is a predicted model, not a curated record. Lineage: Eukaryota; Metazoa; Chordata; Mammalia; Diprotodontia; Vombatidae.